UCUCUUAUUCUUCAGUUGCGCGUCACCCGAGCGGAGAUCAGACGGUCGCCUCGGUUCUCCGGUGUGUUUAUUCGUGAGAAGCGGCUCAUAAUGCGAGGUUUAUCUGUUCUUCAGCUGCUGCUCGUGACGCUGAGCGCGUCUUUGGCGGGCUCGAGAGAAGCGCGGGAGAACGGCGGCGGGAAUUUCAUGGAAGACGAGCAGCAGUGGCUCUCAACGGUCCACCAGUACAGCCGCACCGUCAAACACUGGAACCGCUUCAGAGACGAUGACUACAUCCGUACGCUGGAAGGUCCACAGGCUUCUGAUGAAAGUCUGGACACCACGAAGGAUCCGUGUCAGAAGGUGAAGUGCAGUCGUCAUAAGGUGUGUGUGGCUCAGGGAUAUCAGAGAGCCAUGUGUGUGAACCGCAGGAAACUCCAGCACAGAAUCAGACAGUCCGGACCGAAGCCUAGUGCUAACAGCUGUAAACCCUGCUCAGCGACGCCCUCCACGCCUGUGUGCGGAUCAGACGGACACAACUACGCCUCGCAGUGUAAGCUGGAGCAGCAGGCGUGUUUGUCGGGGAAGGAUCUGUCCGUUCUGUGCUCUGGUUCAUGUCCUUGUAUCGGUGCUGGACUUCCUAAAGCAGAACCCAAGAUCAAGACGAAUCCAGAGACGUCACCCGAGCCCAAACCAGAGGUCUGUACCGGUCAGGAUUUGGCAGAUUUGGGCGACAGACUCCGAGACUGGUUUCAGCUUCUACAUGGAAAUGCUAAACAGAACAACUCUGGAAGACAAAGCACAGCGUCAGUGUUUGACCGGGGUCUUGUUGCCGGAUGUAAGGACUCCAUCGGCUGGAUGUUCUCAAAGCUGGACACCAGUAAUGAUCUGUUCCUGGAUCAGUCAGAAUUGGCCGCCAUAAACCUGGAGAAGUAUGAAGUGUGCAUCAGGCCCUUCUUCAACUCGUGUGACUCCUACCGUGACGGAAAGGUUUCCACGGCAGAAUGGUGCCUGUGCUUCUGGAGAGAGAAACCUCCAUGUUUGGCUGAAAUCGAGAGGAUCCAGAUACAGGAGGCGUCUAAGAGGAAACCAGGCAUGUACAUCCCCAGCUGCGAUGAGGACGGCUACUACCGUAAGCAGCAGUGCGACCACAUCCGCGGCGAGUGCUGGUGCGUCGACCCUCACGGAGCCGAGGCCACGGGGUCACGUAUCCACGGAAACCCCGACUGCGACGAGCUGCUCAGCUCCGGAGAUUUCAGCAGCGGCGUGGGCUGGGAGGACGAGGAGGAGAAAGACGCCGACGAGAACGCAGAGGAAGAGGAGGAGGAGGCCGAGCCGGGAGAGAGCGACGACGGCGGAUACAUCUGGUAAAACACCUUUGACGUCCGUCAUCCGGCGCACAGAACAAACCACCUGAUUUAUCGCUUCCUGAAACAUUCAACCAGCAUUUGAGUUUGCAUUUCAGUGUUUUUUUAGUUUAACGGAUGCAAGAUUCAGAUGCAAGAAAGACUCAAACUCUGCAACCCGGGAGACACGAAAACCUGGAGUUUGAUGCAUCAUCAUCAUUAACGGGGUUAUCACGGUUUAUCUGAGCUGAUUUAUGCAACCGAACUUGUUGGAUGUGGUUUCUAAACCUCUGGAGAUCAGGUUUACACUCACUGUACAGACGUUCAUUCGUGUGAAUGUGAAUAUAAUCAUGAGUUUCAGCUUCUGUCUCUGUAAAAACAACACAUCCGCUCCGACACGCUAAAGGUGAUAAAUUAGAUGAAUUUAUAAAGCACACUCCCUAAAUUAAGGCUCAGACACGACAUAUAUGUGACGUUUGCUCUCUGGAGCAGCUAAAAUACUCUCAAAAUUCAUUCUCCAAUUCUCUGAAUUUAUGAAAUUGGAUUUUGUGAAUAUGAAUAAGGUUAUGAGUUCAUCAAUUGUUGUUUGUAAAUAUAUCAACCUCUUUGUGAACUAGCUUGUAUUUAUUUAUAUAUGUAUAAUUUAUAAGUAAUGUAUUAAUAGGUGUGUAUUUAUUCUGAAUAUAGAGUUUCGAACACAUUGACAAACUCACAACCUCUUAAAUAUUCAUAAAAUAUGAUUUGGAAAUGCAAAACCUACUUUAUACAAAUAUGUUUGUGUAUUUCUGAAGGAUUCUUCAUGAACUUAAGAACUGACCGAUGUUUAAUUUUAUUACAAGUUGUAAGUAUACAUUUAUAAUUUAUAAGUAAUGUAUUUAUUAUAAAUAUAUAUUUGCAAACAGAAAUUGACACAUCAAAAUACAUUAAAAUAUAUAUAUAAAAAAAAAUAUAAAAAAUAUAUAUAUAUAUAUAUAAACAGAUAACAGUUUUUUUUCAAAAAUCCUGCUUUUUAUUAUAUUAUCAUGUUUUUAUUGUUUUAUUUUAUUGUUUUAGUAAACUGUAUUUUUUUUUAAAGUUAUUUUUACUUGAUCAAAAUAACCCAACUGCAGUUUGAUUUAGAUUAAAUGGAAUGCACAAUAAAAAAAAAAGUUUUUUGAAAAAUGUUUAAAAAAGUUAUCUUUUUUUGCAAAUAAACUUUAUGUAAAAUAUUAUAUAAUAUAUAUAAAAUAUUUACAAAAUAUUAUUUGCAAAUGCAAAGUUAACUUUCACAAACUGCAAAACCUAAUUAUUAAAUGCAGUACAUGUUUGCAUCUUUCUGAAAGUUUCUACAUCAGUAUAAAUAAUUUUUUGUGAAUGUGAAUUAGUGUAUAUUUAAAUUUAUUAAAUAUAUAUUUAUAAUUCAUAAGUAAUGUAUCUAUAUCUGUAUCUAAGUAUAAUGUAUCUAAAUAUACAUUUGCAAACAAAAAUUGACAAACUCAAAACCUAAUUCAUAUUCACAAGAUUUUAUUUGCAAAUGCAUUUUUUUUGUAUUUUUGUCUUUCUGAAAGUUUCCACAUUUGAAGUUAUUGUAAAUAUAUAUUUAUAAUUUAUAAAAUAUUAAUAUUAAUUAGUAUAAAUAUUUUAAUCUCAGUCCUUUCUGAUUAAAUAAAGAUUAAAUAAAAAAAAAAUAAUUAUGUAUUUAGAUAUAAAUAUAUUAGUGCUGUCAAGCAAUUAAUCGCUAUUAAUCACAUUCAAAAUAAACGUUUUUGUUUACAUAAUGUAUGUGUGUGGUGUGUAUAUUUAUUAUUUAUAUAUAAAUACACACACAUGCAUGUGUAUAUUUAAGAAAAAUGUUACAUUUACAUAUUAAAUAUAAUAUAAUAUAAAUGAUAUGCAUAUAAAUAUAUGCAUGUAAAUACAUUUUCUAAAUAUAUUCCGUGUGUGUGUGUCUUUGUGUAUAUAUAUAUAUAUAUAAUAAAUAUACACAGUACACACACAUAUAUUAUGUAAACAAAAAAUAUUGCAAAACUUGAUUCGUAUUUACAAAAUAUGAUUUGCAAAUCAUAUUCAAAAUUUUAAAUUUACAUUCACAGAAAUUCAAAAUCUAAUCUUGUGUAUUUCUGAAAGUUUCUACAUGAUCGUAUAUUUUUGUGAAUGUAAUUAGUUUACACUUUUGUGAAUCAUAUUUUGUAAAUGCAUUAAUUUUGAGAUUAUUUUAGCUCGAUGUUGCUCUGCAGAUCAAAUAAUUGCAAAAGAAUCAAUGUAGCAAACAGACAAAUGACUGAAAUGUAAUGAACUGUACUACUAUAAUCCACGAUGACUCACAACUGACAUGUUUCGCUUUGACACUCGUCUCUGAAUCAGAACUGACUCCGGUUUGUUGAAUGUCCAGUUUGACAUGAAUGUGUCUUUGAUUGUUUAUUGAGGCCUGUGUGGAAGGUCAAAGGUCAUUUUUGCUAAAACAAAACCUGAGUUAUUAUGUAAAUGUUCUCUUGGCUUUAUUUUCCGUAUUGCAUGAUAGUUCACAACAGAAAGCUCUUUUAUCGGCUCUUUCUCUGUAAGACGGCAUUGAAAGCGCGACGUGCGAUGUUGAGAUGGUGGCGCGACGUCGGCUCUAGAUCUGUGAAAUAAAAUGUUGUAAAUAACUGA
Labeo rohita (rohu) is the source of this 3953-nucleotide messenger RNA. Its product is annotated as testican-2. NCBI's taxonomy places the organism in Eukaryota, Metazoa, Chordata, Actinopteri, Cypriniformes, Cyprinidae. The coding region runs from base 91 to 1350 and encodes 419 amino acids. The record is from RefSeq and is a predicted model, not a curated record. Gene Ontology annotation, molecular function: calcium ion binding; protein binding. The transcript has 10 exons.